This is a messenger RNA of Arabidopsis thaliana (thale cress), 1333 nucleotides long. It is a transcript of the gene CHIL, whose product is annotated as Chalcone-flavanone isomerase family protein. Gene Ontology annotation, molecular function: chalcone isomerase activity; intramolecular lyase activity. The record is from RefSeq and is marked reviewed. The coding region runs from base 207 to 836 and encodes 209 amino acids. Gene Ontology annotation, biological process: flavonoid biosynthetic process. Lineage: Eukaryota; Viridiplantae; Streptophyta; Magnoliopsida; Brassicales; Brassicaceae. The transcript is spliced from 5 exons.
AUUCAUAAAAAGAAUACGUCGUCUUUUAGAUCACAAGCUUUGAACGUUAGCAAAAUUAUGUUACCUACCACCAGUCCCUGGCUUAUUAUAUAGAGAGAGAUAUUCACAUUUACAAUUUCGAUAUUGUUUCUCUAAGAUCGUAAAAUAGUACACCAAGCCAUUUAUAAAUUUCUUCACUCUCAGAUUCAAAAUAAUAUAAAUUAGAAAUGGGAACAGAGAUGGUCAUGGUUCACGAGGUUCCUUUUCCUCCACAGAUCAUCACUUCCAAGCCACUCUCUCUUCUGGGCCAAGGGAUCACAGACAUUGAGAUCCACUUUCUUCAAGUGAAGUUCACUGCGAUCGGAGUUUACUUAGAUCCUUCAGAUGUUAAAACACAUCUUGAUAACUGGAAAGGCAAAACCGGAAAAGAACUCGCCGGCGAUGAUGACUUCUUCGACGCCCUUGCCUCCGCGGAGAUGGAGAAGGUUAUAAGAGUGGUGGUGAUAAAGGAGAUAAAAGGAGCUCAGUACGGAGUGCAGCUAGAGAAUACGGUGAGAGAUCGUUUGGCUGAGGAGGAUAAGUACGAGGAAGAAGAAGAAACUGAGCUCGAGAAGGUCGUUGGCUUUUUCCAGUCCAAGUACUUCAAAGCUAACUCCGUUAUCACUUACCAUUUCUCAGCCAAAGAUGGCAUUUGCGAGAUCGGGUUUGAGACGGAAGGUAAAGAAGAGGAGAAACUGAAGGUGGAGAAUGCGAAUGUGGUGGGAAUGAUGCAGAGAUGGUAUUUGUCCGGAAGUCGUGGAGUCUCACCGUCGACUAUUGUCUCCAUCGCUGAUUCAAUCUCCGCAGUUUUAACCUAAGAACCAUGGCCCCUUACAUAAAAAUUUGUAUGUGUGUGUGUUUUAUGUAGUAUUUUUUUUUUUCCUCUUGUCAAGUUCCUGCUUUUGUAUCAUCAAACUUUUACUUUGGAGUUUGAUAUGGCCGAACAAUAUGGUAAUUCCUUAAUCUCAAUUUAAAUCAGCUUUGCUCGUUUGGAUUCAACAUUGGAAGGACACAGAAUAGAUUUUGUUGAGCUUAGUGUAUGAAUCUUGGCUGAUUGAACCAACUUUGUUGAAUUCUAUUGAAGUCACUUGCAAUGGAUCGUUUUGUGAAACAGAAGAUUUGGGAUUGGUCAUUGGUUUGUGAUGUAGUGUGACUUUGCUUUUGUUGUACUAAGCAGAUACGGAGCAGCAAACUACAGAGGAACAAUCGAUGCGAUUUUAGUUCAAAAAGUAACUAGUCGUUGUUAACCGAAGCAUCUGACUAGCCGUUGGUUUAUCCGAACCUAAGGUUCGAUUUUGCUCUGGACUUCCCAAGC